Molecule: messenger RNA, 949 nt
Organism: Contarinia nasturtii (swede midge)
Lineage: Eukaryota; Metazoa; Arthropoda; Insecta; Diptera; Cecidomyiidae
Gene: MED20
Product: mediator of RNA polymerase II transcription subunit 20
Exons: 5
Coding region: 174-842 (222 amino acids)
Biological process (GO): regulation of transcription by RNA polymerase II
Cellular component (GO): mediator complex
Molecular function (GO): transcription coactivator activity
Source: RefSeq, a predicted model, not a curated record
AAUACAAUUUCAAGGUUUUGACAGUCUCGAAUUUUGUAUAUAUUGUGAUUGCAAGUAAUUAAGCCGGUACUGCGCUACUUUUGUUCAAUUCAGUGAAUAAAAACGGCUGUCUACAUUGUUUUAGUGAAGUGUUUGUGCAUUUUUAACUGAAUUACCUUCACAGCACAUCAAAUAUGGGUGUUACAAUUCUUCAACCCUUCCCAAUUCCGGAAAAUAAAACGGGGCCGAUUAUAAUUGACUAUCUUACAAAGAGAUUGUUGGCAUUGGGAGCCGUACAAACGGGUGGAUUUCUUGUGGAUUGCGAAACAUAUUACUCAAAUCCACCGACAGGCAAUUCGAAAUUGAUUCAUCAAUUGCAUAACUCGGAGCAUCCAACAUCAGUGUUUUCGAUUUUGGAUACGGGCACAAAGCAGAUCCCACUCGUUGCCGAUUCACUCUUCGAUUUGCUCAUUUUGAAAAUGCAACCAGCAUACUCGUCGAAAAAACAAACAAAGAUCGAGUCAAAGGGGCCACGUUUCGAGCUCGGCGAUUUUGUUAUCAAACUUGGCAACGUUACAAUGGCCGGUAUUUCGUUCAAAGGAAUUUUGGUUGAGGUUGAGUAUCGUCCAUGUGUGAUUGCAUCGAAUUGUUGGGAUUUGAUACGUGAAUUCAUGCAAGGUUUCAUGGGCCCCAACGUACCGACUCAAAUUCCAUCUUAUUUUACGGCUCAGUCACAAUCGCCACCUGUCACACAUCCAAAGCAAAAUGAAGUCUAUCAACCGAUGGAUACCGUACAACAGUAUUUGGAACAUUUCAGCAAUUAUCGCAAACAAACCAACGCACCUGUAGCCACUUCACGCUAAUAUCAUUCCAUCCGCCCGAUCGAUUACGAUUUUACUAUUUUGUUAUUGGUUUUGCUUCAUCGGCGGUUUUUUUUUUGCCAUUUAAAUUCACUUCUCAUCUUCAAUAG